This is a messenger RNA of Alligator mississippiensis (American alligator), 3996 nucleotides long. RefSeq names its product tubulin tyrosine ligase like 10 (gene TTLL10). The transcript is spliced from 16 exons. The record is from RefSeq and is a predicted model, not a curated record. Lineage: Eukaryota; Metazoa; Chordata; Crocodylia; Alligatoridae. Gene Ontology annotation, biological process: protein modification process. The coding region runs from base 276 to 3542 and encodes 1088 amino acids.
CUGUGAAACAGAGGCUCCGUACUGUACCAGGCAAAGAUUUUCACCAGCAUUCUCUUGCUUAGCCAAGGCUGAGAUAACAGACACAGUAAAGCACUUGGUGGAAUAAAUCUACUCUCCUGCGAUUCCAUCGGCGUGUUCAUCUUCUACCUUGUUUUUCCUUUGGUUAAUAAGGUAUUGCCUGAGCUUAAGGUUGAAGUUUGAUUUGACUUUUUUUUAAAGGCACUCGAGCCUAAGUGAAGCCAGCUCUUUUUUUUCUUUUUCUUCUUGCAUUGAAAAUGACCAGCACGAUGGCAAAACAAGAAGAGCUGCAGAUGCUCCAGGGGUGGAGACUAGCUGCGCAGAGCCGACUUGGGGACCCUGACUGCCGGUGGCAGCUGCGGAUGAAGUUUCUAGAGCAGGCCAAGUGCUACAUCGGAGUGCCUUAUGCUAGGAAGUAUCACGAGCCUGGCACUCCAGAGUACAAUUCCCCUCUCUUCCUGGAUUGCUGUGGACUGAUUCGGCGAGUAGUGCGCAACUUAAGCACAGAAUUCGGCUUUCUUAUCGGCCCUGGAAACCAGGCGUAUCAGUACGACACGCUCCCCAUCACUCUGCCCAGCAAGGAGCACAUGAAGCCAGGAGACCUCGUCUUUAUUUCAGGAACAUACUUCAACACAGAACGAAAACGGCAGCUCCAUGACAUUGUCCAUGUGGAGAUCUGGCUAGGGGAUGGUGAGCGCAGCCUUGGAGCCAGGUGGAACAGGGGCAGACUGCAGAUCUUUGAUUCCUACAAGUUUGUUUCUACCUCCUAUGGAGACAUGGAAUAUCACUUCAAGUCCAUUGAGACAUGGCUCCAAGGCACUUGUGUCAGCCAUUGCACAGAACAUAAAUGGGCCUCGGCUAGCGCGCUUCCCGGAAAGAAGUCUGUCUUUUGUCCUGAGGCUGAACGACAGCAACCUGCUGAGGAAGAUGUAGAUGUCCCAGAGAUGGCAAGCAAGACUGAACCGAAGAACGAAGGGAGAGUUUGCAGAUCACAAAACGUAGUUCCAGAUGGGCCGAGCAGCCAGAGACCAGGCGAGAGCGCUCAGAUGGAUUUACGUGGCAUCGCAAGACCUACAUCUACUGUCCCCAGGGAGGAUGAAGUAGAGAAGGGGGGUGAUGCAGAGGCAGGUGGCAAAAGCCAAGGACAGCUACUAGCCAGCACAUCACUGGAGACCAGCCUUAGUAACUUGGACUUGGAAAGUGAGAGCUGUAUCCCUCCAGAUAGAAAUCUGGAUCAAAGUAAAGGUCCUGAUGAACUUAAAAAACCAAGGACACCAGAAGUCGUUGAGUUCAAAGCCAGCAGAGUGCUUGAUGGCAAAGUGAAAAACAUAGGUCUCCAGCCUUCCCUGACCACUCACAAAUCUGGCAAAAAUUCUCCUUCCAGUUCCAAAAUGAACUUGAAGGUGGCCUUAGCACCUAUCAAAAGGAAAAAGAAAACCAAAGCCAUGACAUAUGGAGAAGAUCAGCAGCUGGUUGGAUCUUCAACAGCUGACACAGUUGCUUCCAAUACAUCUGAAGUGAGGCUGGUGGAUGAAGCCAAGUGUAAAGGGAAUAAAGGAAAUGAGAAGACAGUCACUGAAGCAGAUGAGCCAGAAGAGAGGAAGCCGGAGCCUCAGGGACCGGGGCCAUUCUUUUACAUUGGUGGUGCUAAUGGAGCAGGGUUGGUGAGCAUCUACUGCAGGAGCAAGGGCUGGCAGCGUAUCUAUGACAACAAGAGGGAGGAUUACAAACUGAAGUGGUGCGAGACCAAGUGUCGGGAGACCUAUUACAACUUCAGAGAAGGUGAACAGCUUCUCUACCAGAUCCCCAACAAUAAAGUCCUUACUACCAAAAUUGGCCUUCUGUGCAGCCUGCGGGAGUAUGAGCGGGUGAUGAGCAAAAUCAGCAAGACCUUGAACACCAAAAUUUUGCACCAGCAGUGGCUCUUUCCAGUGCUGCAGCAAGGUCCUCCUUUGUACAGGAUCCUGAAAAUGGAAGAUUUUUUUCCAGAAUCCUAUCGGCUGGACAUAAAAGAUGAGAGAGAAGCCUUCUUUGAAGCCUACAAAGACAAACAGAUCUGGAUCUGCAAGCCAGCAUGCUCCAACCAAGGUCGAGGCAUCUUCCUGCUUAUGAACCAAGAGAGCAUUGACUCACUUCAGGCCAAGCUGCAGGGCUUUGAGGAGGAUCCCACCUACAAGAAAGUGCCGUACAAGGCUCCCCAGGCAAGAAUAGUGCAAAGGUAUAUCCACAAGCCUCUGCUACUUGAAGGGAAGAAGUUUGAUGUCCGUUCCUAUCUCCUCAUUGCCUGCACGGUGCCUUAUGUGCUGUUUUUCGGGCAUGGCUAUGUCCGGCUCACCUGCGCCAACUAUGAUGCUGCUUCUGAUGAUCUCACCGCUCAUCUGACCAAUCAGUACAUGCAGAAGAAGAACCCCCUGUACAGCCAGCUGAAGGAGGAGACGGUGUGGCGGAUGGAGCGCUUUAACAGCUACGUUAAUGAGAAGUUCAAGCAGACCAAAGGCCUCCCCAAAGACUGGGUCCUCACUGUGUUCACUAAGAAGAUGCAGCAGAUCAUGAUGCAGUGCUUCCUGGCUGUCAAGGCCAAGCUGGAAGGCAAACUGGGCUACUUUGAUCUCAUCGGCUGCGAUUUCUUGAUAGAUGAGAACUUUAAGGUCUGGCUCCUGGAAAUGAAUGCAAACCCUGCUUUGCAUACCAACUGCGAAGUCCUGAAGCACAUCAUCCCCACCGUGGUUAACGAGACUCUCGAUUUGGCUCUUGAGAUUUUCAAGAAGUGCUUGAAAUGCCAGAGGAUAUUACCGCUGGAGACACUCUGCCAUUUUGUGCUGCUCUACAAUGGGGAUGCUUCUGAACCUGGAUCCAGAUCCUUAAAGACGAAAAAUGCCAUGCGUCCCACAAAAAGCCAGAAGUCAUUUGCAGAGAGUACCAGCCCGCCCACUCAGACCCCUACCAGGGCAACCGAGAAACCUCCCAAGAAUCCCGCUUCCCCGUCUACCAAGUUUUCCCAAAGAACAGUCUUAAGCAUGCCACAAGUGCAUCUCUCCAGCACGCACAGCCUGUAUUGCUACCGCCCAGAGAAAUCCACCUUCCGGCCUGGCCAGGUGAGCGGUACUUGCCAUAAAUACGUUAUCAAGCCUGCGGGGGUCUUAGAGAGCCUUGUAAAACCCAGUGUGGAUGAUGGUUUUGACAAAGACAAAGCCAGCACCAUCGUUCCUACAGUGGCUGCUUCAAAAGAUACCUCCUAUAGCGCCUGGUUACAGCAAACCUUCAAGAUUCAACCUUACACUGCCAUCAAAGAGGACCUGAGCACUGUCACCUUGACCAGCUCCCAGAUGGUGUCUCUGCAUCUCCAGUCCAUGGUCCCCAACAGCUCCCCAUGUCUGAAAUGCUACAGCAAGCCCCUCCAUCAAGCCACCACCCACUCUGUAGCCCAGGGGACACCGCUGACCCAUGAAAGCAUGGCAGCUGCUGCGCCCCAGUACUCUGAGUCACCUCAGGACAACAAGAAGGUGUCCCAUCGCGCGUCUUAGCCUGAGAUUACUGUGUAUUGAACAUGUGGUGCUUUCCUAUAAAGGACAGAGCCCUGCUCCAAAACACUCGCUAUCUGUGACAUAUCUAAGCAUUUUAUGGAAUCGUUUGCUGAUUUUUAAAUGCUAAUUUUUUUACCUUAAAAAUUCAAAAAGGAGAGAUCGUUAUGCAACGCAUUGGUAAGUGACCUGCCAUGUAACGCUUACUCCCCCAGUCACUCGAAUUCCUCCUCCCCUCCUUCCCAGAGCCACAAAUUAAGGAAGAAAUACCACUGUGCUUUGGUUGCUGAAACAGUAAUAGUGUGCUAUAAAUCCCUGGAACGAGAUUGAAAGCCCCAACUCUGAUGUCCUCUUCUAGAGCAUAUAUUUUAAUGUUGGGAGAAGCCGAAUCAGCAAUACUCUUGUAUCGCAUUGUGUGUCCCGUAUCAUUAUAUUUGCAACAUGCCGUUUAAUCAUG